CAGUGAGGAAAGGAGGGGGGUAGAAGAGAGUAAAGGGCUGUUGUUAAACAGUUUCUUACCGUAAGAGGGAGUUCAGACCUAGAUCUUUCCAGUUAAUCACACAACAAACUUAGCUCAUCGCAAUAAACAGCAGCGCAGAGCCGACGGGCUCUUUUAGGCACUGAGCCGGACCAGGAUUCUUGCACCCAGGCAUCUCCUGCGGCGAGACCCGCCAGCACGUCCAGCAGCACCAUGUGGGUGACCAAACUCCUGCCAGUCCUGCUGCUGCAGCAUAUCCUCCUGCAUCUCCUGCUGCUUCCCAUCUCCAUCCCCUAUGCAGAAGGACAGAAGAAAAGAAGAAACACACUUCAUGAAUUCAAAAAGUCAGCAAAGACUACUCUAAUUAAAGAAGACCCAUUACUGAAGAUAAAAACAAAAAAAAUGAACAGUGCAGACCAAUGUGCCAAUAGAUGUAUUAGGAAUAAAGGACUUCCAUUCACUUGCAAGGCCUUUGUUUUUGAUAAAGCAAGAAAACGAUGCCUCUGGUUCCCUUUCAAUAGUAUGUCAAGUGGAGUGAAAAAAGAGUUUGGCCAUGAAUUCGACCUCUAUGAAAACAAAGACUACAUUAGAAACUGCAUCAUUGGUAAAGGAGGUAGCUACAAAGGAACAGUAUCUAUCACUAAGAGUGGCAUCAAAUGCCAGCCCUGGAAUUCCAUGAUACCACACGAACACAGCUUUUUGCCUUCGAGCUAUCGGGGUAAAGACCUACAGGAAAACUACUGUCGAAACCCUCGAGGGGAAGAAGGGGGACCUUGGUGUUUCACAAGCAAUCCAGAGGUACGCUACGAAGUCUGUGACAUUCCUCAGUGUUCAGAAGUUGAAUGCAUGACCUGCAAUGGGGAAAGUUAUCGAGGUCCCAUGGAUCAUACAGAAUCAGGCAAGAUUUGUCAGCGCUGGGAUCAUCAGACGCCACACCGACACAAAUUCUUGCCAGAAAGAUAUUCUGACAAGGGCUUUGAUGAUAAUUAUUGCCGCAAUCCUGAUGGCAAGCCGAGGCCAUGGUGCUAUACUCUUGACCCUGACACCCCCUGGGAGUACUGUGCAAUUAAAAUGUGCGCUCACAGUACUACGAAUGACACAGAUGUCCCUGUGGAAACCACUGAAUGCAUUCAAGGUCAAGGCGAAGGUUACCGGGGCACCACCAAUACCAUUUGGAAUGGAAUUCCAUGUCAGCGUUGGGAUUCCCAGUACCCUCAUCAGCAUGACAUAACUCCUGAAAAUUUCAAGUGCAAGGAUCUAAGAGAAAAUUAUUGCCGAAAUCCAGAUGGGGCUGAGUCACCCUGGUGUUUUACCACGGAUCCAAACAUCCGAGUUGGCUACUGCUCGCAAAUUCCAAAAUGUGACGUGUCAAGUGGACAAGAUUGUUAUCGUGGGAAUGGCAAAAAUUAUAUGGGCAAUUUAUCCAAAACGCGAUCUGGACUAACUUGUUCCAUGUGGGACAAGAACAUGGAAGACUUACACCGGCACAUCUUCUGGGAACCAGAUGCUAGUAAGCUGAAUAAGAAUUACUGCAGGAAUCCUGAUGAUGAUGCUCAUGGUCCCUGGUGUUACACAGGGAAUCCUCUCAUUCCUUGGGAUUAUUGCCCUAUUUCUCGUUGUGAAGGUGAUACCACACCUACAAUAGUCAAUUUAGACCAUCCUGUAAUAUCUUGUGCCAAAACAAAACAAUUGCGAGUUGUAAAUGGAAUUCCAACAAGAACAAAUGUGGGGUGGAUGGUUAGUUUGAAAUACAGAAAUAAACAUAUCUGCGGAGGAUCAUUGAUAAAGGAAAGUUGGAUUCUUACUGCAAGACAAUGUUUCCCUUCUCGAAACAAAGACUUGAAAGAUUAUGAAGCUUGGCUUGGAAUUCAUGAUGUCCAUGGAAGAGGAGACGAGAAACGCAAACAGGUUCUAAAUGUUUCCCAGCUGGUAUAUGGGCCCGAAGGAUCAGAUCUGGUAUUACUGAAACUUACUAGGCCUGCUGUCCUGGACGAUUUUGUUAGUACAAUUGAUUUACCUAAUUAUGGAUGCACAAUUCCUGAAAAAACCACUUGCAGUGUUUAUGGCUGGGGCUACACUGGAUUGAUCAACUCUGAUGGUCUCUUACGAGUAGCACAUCUCUAUAUUAUGGGGAAUGAGAAAUGCAGCCAAUACCAUCAAGGGAAGGUGACUCUGAAUGAGUCUGAAAUAUGUGCUGGGGCUGAAAAUAUUGUAUCAGGACCAUGCGAGGGGGAUUAUGGUGGCCCACUUGUUUGUGAACAACAUAAAAUGAGAAUGGUUCUUGGUGUCAUUGUUCCUGGUCGUGGAUGUGCCAUUCCAAAUCGUCCUGGUAUUUUUGUCCGAGUAGCAUAUUAUGCAAAAUGGAUACACAAAAUUAUAUUAACAUAUAAGGUACCACAGUCAUAGCUGAUGUAACCACGUCUGAAGCUUCCAUCAAUACAACUUUCUUUUACAUGAAGAUUUCGGAGAACAUGGAAUUAAAAUGUCACUUAAAACAAUCCUAAGACAACUACUUGAGUGUCAUGUUUGUUAAGAUACUCAUUAAUAUUUAUGGAUGUUUUCUGUUGUUUUGUUUGUCAGUGUUAUUUUGUAAAUGUUGAAGUGAAUUAAGGUACAUGCAAGUGUAGUAACAUAUCUCCUGAAGAUACUUGAAUGGAUUAAAAAAUGCAAAGGUAUAAUUGCUAGAUGAUAAAAGAUUUAAUGGAAAAGAUCAAUUAUUCUCUCUACGCUGCUUUCCAAGGUUAGUUUCUUAAUAAUGAAUAAAACAUAAGUUAAACAUUAUUUUAACCUCACAAAAGCAAUUUAUACCUUGUGUCCUUAAAUUGUAACUCUAUAUCAAAUUAUAUUACCUUUCAUAUGCCAUACAUUAUAUUUCAUUCAUUUCCCCUUAACGUGUAUCCUGUAAUACUGGUCCACGUAACUUUUUACAAAAUAAUGUACCCAUAUACACAUUGCCUGGGUACGCGUGUACAUGCACUAGAGUUCAAAUUGUGGUGUAUCUCAUGUAACCCCUAAAUAAUCUGAAAGUGUGUUCCUAUAGUUUUCCUUAAGA
Messenger RNA from Ceratotherium simum simum (southern white rhinoceros), 3070 nucleotides. It is a transcript of the gene HGF, whose product is annotated as hepatocyte growth factor. The record is from RefSeq and is a predicted model, not a curated record. NCBI's taxonomy places the organism in Eukaryota, Metazoa, Chordata, Mammalia, Perissodactyla, Rhinocerotidae. Gene Ontology annotation, biological process: hepatocyte growth factor receptor signaling pathway; negative regulation of apoptotic process; positive regulation of protein phosphorylation. Gene Ontology annotation, molecular function: signaling receptor binding; serine-type endopeptidase activity.